AUGACCUCCUACUACGACUACUUCUUCAAAACUGAACCCACCAACGCCUAUCCUCUCUUAACCCAACUCGCGGCCGAGAUUUCAAUGGCCAUGCAUAACUUUUCGGACGAGAUCAGGAUAUUGGCGUUCACCGUACUUUGGUGCAUCUUGGUGACUUUAGUAUCGCUGAUCCUAUUUUGCGACUUGUUGAAGAUAUUGCUGCGGUGGAGUUGGGGGGCAGUUGCUAUGCCGACGAAUGAUAAUUAUAAUGCUGAGACGUCGGAGGGCGGCUGUAGCAAUUCUAAGGAGUGA
This is a messenger RNA of Morchella sextelata, 291 nucleotides long. RefSeq lists its product as uncharacterized. The record is from RefSeq and is a predicted model, not a curated record. The coding region runs from base 1 to 291 and encodes 96 amino acids. NCBI's taxonomy places the organism in Eukaryota, Fungi, Ascomycota, Pezizomycetes, Pezizales, Morchellaceae. The transcript has a single exon.